UCUUGCAUCACCCCCCCCCCCUCUGGAUGUGCUUCUGGAACCUUGAGUAUCGCUUCUUCGGCUUCUUCGUCUGACGCGACUGCAGACCCAAUAUUGUGGACCACAGCUUUCCCCAUCUCGCAGGCCAGGGUCCAGUAAACUCGCUCUUACAUCGCGAGUUGCUUCCAAGCACCGGAACGGUCCGCUGCAUCAGAUCACCCCGUUAGCCCGUCACCGUCAAGCCGAGCCUAGCACACCGUCACCACCAACGGUUCUCACCAUCCCGGCUCUGGUGCCUCACCGUUGUCCACUGCCCCCUUCCCCCCUUACUCUCGCGUGGGAAUAACGUCACCGGUAUUCCACCCGCAAGACCUAGAAGCCUGCGAGGCUGCGAGCUUGUGACGGGGUCACCAGAAGAGCGCCUGCACUAGCCGACGCCUCCUUUGCGCCUCUCAGCGUAUAAAAACCCACCAGCAAGGCGAAACCAAGUUUUUGUUGGGAGACACACACAAGCGGACUUCCGAAAUGGCCCAACAGGAUACCUUCCAGUAUGCCAUGAGCUCGAACGGAGCGUGGGCAGGCUACAAGGCGUACCAGAACCCACAAUUCUUCCCAAAGCUGGCGAGCGGGCAAGCACCCCAGAUCCUGUGGCUCGGAUGCUCCGACUCCCGCUGCCCGGAGACGACGAUCCUGGGCCUGCAGCCGGGCGACGUCUUUGUGCACCGCAACAUCGCCAACAUCAUCUCGGCGACGGACAUCAACACGUCGGCGGUGAUCGAGUACGCGGUGGCGCACCUCAAGGUGAAGCACGUGGUGCUGUGCGGGCACACGUCGUGCGGCGGGGCGGCGGCGGCGCUGUCCGACUCUCGGGUGGGCGGGGUGCUCGACACGUGGCUGACGCCGCUCAAGGCGGUGCGGUACGCGCACGCCGAGGAGCUGGCGGCGAUCCGGGACGACAAGGAGCGCGGGGUGCGCAUCGCCGAGCUCAACGUCGAGGCCGGGGUCAAGGUGCUCAUGGCCAACUUCACCAUCCAGGAGGCCAUCCGCGACCGCGGGCUCGAGGUCCACGGGUGCCUGUUCGACAUCAGCUGCGGCAAGGUCAGGGACCUUGGCUUCGGCAACACAAAGGCCAAGGCCAACGGUCACCGCAGCCCCGGACCUGACGAGAUCAUCAGGGGCAACCACGCGACGCUGGUCUUCCGCAGCGGCGGUCAGGGAGCCUCCAUGACGGGGCGAUAGAGAUAGAAGAGCGAUGGAGAUGCUUGCUUGCGCGUGUGUUUUAUGAUUUAUUAGCUCUGGUUUUCUUUUUAUUGUUUCUUGUGCCUGGCGUUCAAACAUGUGCAUGGGGCGAAUGACCUGGGCCGGACGAGCCCUCGAGUCGUGGGGCCCCUCGGGGGGACCCCUUGGCGGACGGAUUGGGCAUGAUAUUUAUGCGCCUUGGGGGGCGGAUGUGUUUGGAUGUGUUUGGAUGUACUCAAAAGAAAGCGUCAGUUGCAUCGCGAGACCAGCGAAGAGGCACGAUCCGUCAUCAUGUGUAUUCAAACAAGAGCGUGGCGUGGGAGCCUUGCAGACUGAUCGAAUG
Molecule: messenger RNA, 1561 nt
Organism: Diaporthe batatas
Lineage: Eukaryota; Fungi; Ascomycota; Sordariomycetes; Diaporthales; Diaporthaceae
Exons: 3
Coding region: 505-1218 (237 amino acids)
Biological process (GO): carbon utilization; cellular response to carbon dioxide; cellular response to oxidative stress
Cellular component (GO): cytoplasm
Molecular function (GO): zinc ion binding; carbonate dehydratase activity
Source: RefSeq, a predicted model, not a curated record